Molecule: messenger RNA, 1677 nt
Organism: Chaetomium strumarium
Lineage: Eukaryota; Fungi; Ascomycota; Sordariomycetes; Sordariales; Chaetomiaceae
Product: cytokine-induced anti-apoptosis inhibitor 1, Fe-S biogenesis-domain-containing protein
Exons: 3
Coding region: 247-1338 (363 amino acids)
Biological process (GO): iron-sulfur cluster assembly
Cellular component (GO): cytoplasm
Molecular function (GO): iron-sulfur cluster binding
Source: RefSeq, a predicted model, not a curated record
AUCGAUUGUGGCAAUGCUUGGCAAUGCUUGGUAAUUGAGCAACUCCACGGAAAUUCUCGCCAUGAUUUAGCAAUCUUAUCAACCCCUCCAUAAGCCAAGGGUCCUCCUACCUACUAAUCGGGCUGCCACAUACAAAUCUCAACGAACACCUCACUCGACACCAUUCACGUUCCCGUCUUUGCGUAAACCGACCGGCGGCAUUCCUCUUAUUCUCAUCCCACCCACUCAUUUCGCCGCGUCUGCAAGAUGUCUCCGAGUCUCGAGAUGGAUCUAACCCCCGAUUUCGACCCCGCCAACCGCGCGGGGGCCGGCGCCGGCGCCCCUCCAUCCACAAAAACCGCCACAACAAAUGACACCUCUUCUUCUUCAUCAUCAUCAUCCAGAACCCUCCUCCUCGCGCCACCCUCGCUUGCGUCCCGCCAGGACCGCAUCGGCGCGCUCUUCGCCACCCACCCGCGCGCCACCACCGACCUGCAGAUGCUGGACCGCCUCGCCGCGGGGCUGGUGACGCUCCCCGCCGCGACAUACGACCUCGUGCUCGUGCUGACCGACCCGGACGGCUCGCGCCGUGCCGAGGCCUUUGCGCUCCUGCGCGACCGAGCCGUCUGGGCGCGCUUGGUGCCUGCGCUCAAGGCGGGCGGGACGCUGCGGAGCGAGGACGGGAGUCUCGCGCCGGGCCCGGAUGCGGGUGCGGAAGCGAGGGAGGCGGUUCUGGCUGGGUUGGUUGCGGCUGGGGGGGACGGUGUGGAUGGGUUCACGAAGCCGGAGUAUGAGGAGGAGGUGGUGGUGCCGUUGCGGUUUGGGUUGAGCAAGACGAACGGGAAGAGUACAAAUGGUGGGGAGGAGGCGACGCAGAAGCAGAAUGGGACGAACGGGGAGGCGAAGGCUGCGGCGCCGGCGGGGGUUGGGUUUGUUGAUUUCAGCGACGAACUGGAUCUAGAUGUGGAUCUGGACGCGGAGGAUGACGACGAUGUUAUUGACGAAGAUACCCUGUUGACGGAGGAGGACCUGCGGAGGCCGAUCCAGCAGCCGCCGGAGUGCCAGCCGCAGCCGGGCAAGAAGAGGAGGGCGUGCAAGGAUUGCACAUGCGGCCUGGCGGCGAGGAUGGAGGCCGAGGACAAAGCGCGACGUGCCAAGGCUGACAAGGAGCUGAACACACUGAAGCUCAAGUCCGAGGAUUUGAACGAGUUAGACUUCACCGUCCCCGGCAAGACCGGCUCCUGCGGCAGCUGUUACCUGGGCGACGCGUUCAGAUGUUCUGACUGUCCCUACAUCGGUCUUCCCGCAUUCAAACCUGGUGAGGAGGUCAAGAUUCUGAACAACACUGUUCAAUUGUAAAGGUGGCGGGCUUAGGAGCAUAGCAUGAGAAUAAGGAAUACCACAACCAUUUGGCAAGCUUCGGCGGACGAAUGCGGAUAGUGCGAAGGAUUUCUGGCCGUACGAUGAGAGGCACCACGUGGUUAGUUCUAUCACUGCCGUCUCUGCAGAAGGAUACGGUACUGGGUUCGAUGACCAAACGAGUACUCAACAGUAAGAAGAAACCCUGCCCUUAAAAUUGUGAAUGAGCUGGUGAAAUAGAAGGACCCUUGGCAACGUCUGGGUAAUGACACACUUGUUGAUGAUCUGUUGUGCGAUAAUGGCUUAUUCUAGUCCUGUGUUGUGAAGCGCUGUGGAGGC